Molecule: messenger RNA, 1314 nt
Organism: Moesziomyces antarcticus
Lineage: Eukaryota; Fungi; Basidiomycota; Ustilaginomycetes; Ustilaginales; Ustilaginaceae
Product: fumarylacetoacetase
Exons: 5
Coding region: 1-1314 (437 amino acids)
Biological process (GO): homogentisate catabolic process; L-tyrosine catabolic process; L-phenylalanine catabolic process
Molecular function (GO): fumarylacetoacetase activity
Source: RefSeq, a predicted model, not a curated record
AUGAAGUGCGUCGUCGAAUACCCAAAGGACCAUCCGUUUCCGAUCCAGAAUCUGCCCUAUGGCAGCUUCUACACCGCCGGCGAUGCUUCGAGCCAGCGGUGCGGCGUAGCGAUCGGCGACUACAUCCUCGACCUCCAGGCGCUCUCGUACACAUCGCACUUCUCGCCCACUCUCGACCGGGAUGUGUUUGCUGUCCAGCCGAGUCUCAACGCGUUCAUGGGCCUGGAGAAGCAAACGUGGCUCGACUUUCGCACGCAUCUGCAACAGCUCCUCUCUCAACCCUCGCCGCUGACUCUCGACGCUACUGUGGCAGCUGCGGAUGUCGAGGCUGGCAUUGCGCAGCGCAAGCACAUUGGACGUCGCCUGUUCGUCGACCGGCUUGCGCAAGAUACGGUGCUGUGUUUGCCGUGCCGUAUCGGCGACUACACCGACUUCUACUCGAGCCUCGAGCACGCCUACAACUGCGGCGUGCUCAUCCGCGGCAAGGAGAACGCGCUACAGCCCAACUGGCGUCAUCUUCCCGUGGCGUACCACGGCCGAGCCUCGUCGAUCGUCCCCUCGGGUACACCCAUCCAUCGACCCGUGGGACAGAUCCUCGACAAGCCGGGCGACACUCAACCCGUCAUUGCUCCGUGCAGAAGACUCGAUUUCGAGCUCGAGGUCGGAUUUCGACUGUCGCCGGCCGAGGCGGCGGAUCGCGUGUUUGGCGCGGUGCUGCUCAACGACUGGUCGGCGCGCGACAUCCAGACGUGGGAAUACGUGCCGCUUGGUCCGUUUCUGAGCAAGAACUUUGCAACGACCAUCUCGCCGUGGAUCGUGCCGGUGCACGCACUCGAGCAGUUCACCUGCCCGGGGUACGACCACCAACCUCCGCUGCUGCCCUACCUCCAAGACGGCACCAACACCAACUUUGACAUUCCGCUCACGGUAGCCCUUCGCCCAUGGGAAAGUGACGAGGCUCUAGACUCGGGCUUUGCGGUGAUUUCGCACUCGUCGCUGCGCCACACGUACUACACGGUGCGCCAGAUGAUUGCGCACCAUUCGACGACCGGCUGCCCCCUCAACCCAGGCGAUUUGUUGGGUACAGGCACGCUCUCGGCGCCUGGCACCGAGGGGUAUGGUUCGCUGCUCGAAAUGUCGCACAUGGGCCGUCGGCCUUUCAGCGUGCAGAGCACGGUGGGGGAGGUGCAGAGGACGUUCCUCAACGACGGCGAUACAGUCAAGAUGUCCGGCAAGGCCACCGCGAGCAACGGCGAGUAUGCGAUCGGGUUUGGAGAGUGUGUCGGCACCAUCCUCCCCGCCGUUCCGAUGUAG